GGAGGAGGACGACGACGACGAGAGCAAAACUGAGCUUCUCGCACUCCCGGCGCUGCGCUCUUUUCAUUCGGCUGUGCUGCGCGAUUUGUGGCGGCGUCGUAACAGCCCAGGACGUUUGGCUAUGUGAUUUGAAGGAGCAGCACCAAAACGCGCUUCAUUUGUUUUAUGUUGAUCUACCAUGUGGGAAUUCAGAGGCUAGGGGAUCUACCGUGGCGCUCACAAAGGAAACACCUGGCCAGGAGCUUCUUGUUUCUUGGUGAGGAGCUGCUUCAUCUACUCAGGAUGGGAAGGACUGAGAGGUGCUUGUGCCCGGGAUGUUGGAGGCUGCCGCCGUUACUGUUGCUGCUCUGCUUCUUUGCCCUCAGCUUCGCACCUUUGGGCGCUGAAGGUGCCUCAGUGGAAAGCAAUGUAACUCUGCCAGACUACAAAAACAAUACUACGUUGGACUGUUUGGGAUGCAGAUUGCAGCAUCAAGGAGCUGAAGCCAUUGACAUGAAGACAUCCCCUCCAAUGACUGGCAAAGCUCAGCUGAUCUCUGGUGAGUCCAUUGUCCAGGGCUUGCCUAAUGAGAGUCAAGAGGAACUAGGCAGUGGGGAUCAACUUCUCAAACACUCAGAGAGCACUUUCCACAGGGCAGCAGGUGGUGUGGGAGUUCUGGCUGAGAGCUCCACAGUUGCACCUCUGUUGCUGGACAUGACCACAGCGGGCAUGCCUAGCAGUACAGAAAUCAGUCUAGAUUCCGCAGAGAAGGACCACUUGCUGGAGGUCUCUGUGGACAGUUCCUCGAUCAGCCCCAUGACCAAACAUGUUGAAGCCACAGAAAUUCAGCUGGAUUUUAAACGGGUGGAGCAUGUGCUGUGGGAGGGUCGCACAGAUUCCCCAACACAGGCUGCCUUAGGCAGCUUGGAGGUGACCCAGUUGGAUGUGAGUAAGCAGAUGGAAGGCCAAAGCGGUAGUUCGCCCACAACAGAGAUCACAACAGUCCAGGAUCAGACUCUUUCGGACACCCUGGAAGGGGAAUACUAUGAUCCGUUUGUGCUGGGGGAGACCACUUCUUUGCCCUUAUCUGACCUCUAUGAUUAUCUGACUCCAUACGAUGAUUCCUACACCACUACUGAGGUAUAUCCUGAUGAGGGUGAGUCUACAACCUCUGACCUGGAAGAUGAAAAUAACAGUCGUAUAACCACUGUGUUCCCUGGCGUUCAAAUCCUCCUGCAGAACACUGGCACUCUGAAACCCCUCCUAAAAACGGACCCUCGCUUCACCAUCACAGAGAGCGUGUCACAGAGUGGCUUUGAUGAAGAGGGAGGGCCAUUGGAUGUACAGAUGGCAUCUGGACAGGGAGCUGACCGUAACAACAGCACUGAAUGUGGCAUGGGGUAUACCAGACACAACUCCAGCUGCAAGUCCCUCUGUGACAUCUUCCCCAGCUACUGCUUCAAUGGUGGUCAGUGCUAUCAGGUGGAGGGAACAGGUGCUGUCUGCAGGUGCAACACACAGGACUAUAUCUGGCACAAGGGGGCACGCUGCGAGUCGGUCAUCACAGAGUUUCAAGUCAUGUGUGUUGCCAUUGGUGCUGCUGCCCUCAUGGUGUUGCUGCUCUUCAUGGUUACCGUGUUCUUUGCCAAGAAGCUGCACCUCCUGAAGACUGAGAACAGCAAACUGCGUAAACGCUCUAAGUACCGCCCUCCCUCGGAGCAGCACAACGACAAUUUCUCUCUGUCAACGAUCGCGGAGGGUUCGCACCCAAAUGUAAGGAAACUUUGCGACACCCCACCUAACCUCCCUCAUGCGCGUGCUUUGGCUUACUAUGAUAACAUUAUCUGUCAGAGAACCAUCAGCAGAUACACGUGGGAGUGUGAAAGCAAAGAAGAGACAAGAAGCCAGGAUGACCCAAAUGCACAGAACAAAUUAGAGGAUCCUGUGAAGGCUUCGCUCAAGGAAAAUGAGUCCCUUAACAUCCAGAACUCACUGACUCCCAAGCAUGAGAACAACAAGGCUGCCUCGGAGGAGAACUCAGAGGUAAAUUCACUUCAGAACAACAUGAUGUAAGCACACAUCAGGCGCAACUCAUGGCUUCACAGCAACACAAACUUUUUAUAAUGUUGUUUCCUCAUGUUCCUCUCGUCCCUCCCCAGACUUACUGAUUUAUCAGCAUGCAUUGGUGUAUUUUAUAUAAAAAGAAAAGAAAAAUGGGAAAAUGCUGAUGUUUGGUGUUUGUUUGACUAAUUCAGUGACUUUGUAAAUACAGAACGUAAAUGAGAAACAAAUGUUUGGAGUGAUGCAGACAGAAAUGUGUUUUCAUUUUCAUUCAUGUGAUUUCUAAUCCUUUACUGUAUUUUGAUUUUUUUGUACUUUUUUUGGGAAUUCAAAAACAAACAGAUGAAAUCAAAGUUGUUGAAAUAAAACUUUUUAACAUGAAA
Messenger RNA from Erpetoichthys calabaricus (reedfish), 2423 nucleotides. RefSeq names its product chondroitin sulfate proteoglycan 5-like. Gene Ontology annotation, biological process: nervous system development. The transcript is spliced from 6 exons. The record is from RefSeq and is a predicted model, not a curated record. NCBI's taxonomy places the organism in Eukaryota, Metazoa, Chordata, Cladistia, Polypteriformes, Polypteridae. Bases 166 to 2052 code for a protein of 628 amino acids.